Messenger RNA from Python bivittatus (Burmese python), 780 nucleotides. It is a transcript of the gene DPM1, whose product is annotated as dolichyl-phosphate mannosyltransferase subunit 1, catalytic. Lineage: Eukaryota; Metazoa; Chordata; Lepidosauria; Squamata; Pythonidae. Gene Ontology annotation, molecular function: dolichyl-phosphate beta-D-mannosyltransferase activity. Gene Ontology annotation, cellular component: endoplasmic reticulum membrane. Gene Ontology annotation, biological process: dolichol-linked oligosaccharide biosynthetic process; protein O-linked glycosylation via mannose; GPI anchor biosynthetic process. The record is from RefSeq and is a predicted model, not a curated record.
GCGGGGGCGGUUGAGCACGUGCUCCGUCAUGGCGUCCGCGGCCCGCAAGUACUCGGUGCUGCUGCCCACCUACAACGAGCGCGAGAAUCUGCCGCUGGUCGUGUGGCUGCCCGUGAGGAGCUUCGAGGAGAGUGGGAAUGAGUUCGAAAUUAUAAUUAUAGAUGAUGGAAGCCCAGAUGGGACGCAGGAAGUUGCUGAACAGCUAAUAAAGAUUUAUGGAUCAGACAAAAUUCUGUUGAGACCCAGAGCAAAGAAACUUGGAUUGGGAACUGCUUACAUUCAUGGAAUGAAACAUGCGACAGGAAACUUCAUUAUUAUUAUGGAUGCUGAUCUCUCACACCAUCCCAAAUUCAUUCCAGAGUUUAUCAAAACACAGAAAGAAGGAAGUUUUGAUAUUGUGUCUGGAACUCGAUAUAAAGGAAAUGGAGGUGUGCAUGGAUGGGAUCUAAAACGAAAAUUGAUCAGCCGAGGUGCCAACUUUUUAACUCAGGUUCUAUUACGGCCAGGUGCAUCAGACUUAACGGGAAGCUUCAGGUUAUACAGAAAAGAGGUUCUACAAAAACUGAUGGAGAAAUGUGUUUCAAAAGGAUAUGUUUUCCAAAUGGAAAUGAUUGUCCGGGCCAGACAACUGGGAUACUCUAUUGGAGAGGUUCCUAUAUCAUUUGUGGACCGAGUCUAUGGAGAAUCCAAACUAGGAGGCAAUGAAAUAGUUUCCUUUCUGAAAGGACUGUUGACUCUAUUUGCCACUACGUAAUAAAGAGAUUCAGUAUUAUUCCAGUA